AUGCCACCCGCUGCUUCUGCAGGUAGCAGCAGGCGUAAGCUCGGUCAGCCCACCGUCUGUCUCGAGUGCUACCUCAGAAAGGUCAAGUGCGAUCGCCAACGGCCAUGCAACACAUGUUGUAGAAGAGGAACAGAGCACCUUUGCAAAACCUUCAACACCAGCGAACUCGAUCCUGAAACCCUGCAAAAGAAGCAAGCUCGAAGGUCGCUCGCCGAAAUCAAUGCCAUUCUCGAGGCCUCUUCCCCCGACAAUGCCGACGAUCCAGAUCCACAGCAGCCGACUGAGCUCCAGCAGCAGCAACCAGAGCAUCCCAUGAUGGCUUUCAUCAACCUCAUGCUCAAAGACCUCAACGUUCAAGACCCUUCUUCAGCUAGUGGUCGUGCAUCGCCCGACUCUUCUUCCACCGCCGUCAGCUCACCAGCACCGCCACGCUCUCCCACUUCUCGGUACCGCGAGCAAGCCUGUCUCACAAAGAUCGUCCACUUCUGCGCCAUCCUCCCCGAUUGGCCUCAGCUACAGACCCUGCUGCGCAACUACCUCUGGCACGUCGAUUGGAAGUUCCUCAUCACAAGUCAAGAUCUCAUUCAGGACCAGAUGAAGGAUCUUUGGUCCAGAGUCAUCCGUCCAGUUCAGAGCCAGGACCAUCGAGGUGAUGCAGAUGCGUCCCGUAUCUCUUUCCAGCCUGGCGAUCUCUCCCGCCUUGCCCUGCUGGCUUGUGUGUUGGGCGAGACGGUCGAGUCCAUGGCCCCCGACGCUACUGCAGAACUGUUGCCGGCUUCUCGUUCCGGCGUGGUCCCCUCGGGCCCCGUCAACGUCGACGCCAAUGCCAACCCAAGAGUCAAGGCGCUCCUUCUCCUCACCUACCACGUUCCCGCUCUCAUCGAAGAGUGUCUUCGUCUCGACGAGUUGACCAUCGACCUCGUUCAAGCCAACAUCUCGGCAUUCUCGCUCUGGUCCAAUCAGGGCUUGCAUGGCACCGGCUCGACCGAGUUCCCACGUUGGAACGUCACCAUUCGAGCUGCAAAGAGCUGCAAUCUCUUUGAGGAUCCGGGCAGCAAUAGCAACUACUCGCAAUUCGAGCUCGACCAUCGCAGACGCUUGGCUUGGCUCGUCUACGGCUACGACCACGCUUUUGCCGUCGGCGCCAACACAAAGCCUUUGAUCGUCGAAUCGCAAUUCAGUGUCGAUCAGCCCGGCGAUGCUGCUCCCUGGGCAGCAUGCGGCGCCCCACCUGACCCUUGUCUUGCCAGGCUUGAGAUGCAGGGCGGCUUGAUGGCCCAGCUCGUCUCCAGCACGUUGUGCUACGGCCCGCCACUGCACCGCAAGGCGAUGGAAACCGACAAGAAGAUCUCGGACAUGCUGGCUGAGCUCGAUCCGUCUUACCACUGGGACAACCCCGACCUGUCCUUCGACACCAAGGAUCCCUUCCGUGCGCGACGUCGAUGUUGGUUGCAACUCACGACCGCCUGGCAGAGAGGAUCGCUGCACAGACAAUUCUUCUUCCCCAAUGGACGUAUCACCAACGGCGAGUUGGCAACAAGUCGUCACAUUGCUACCGAUAGCGCCCUGCGUUCCAUCUUUGGCGUGCGCGAUCUGCGCAAGAUGCAGAACCGCUUCUCGGAUCACAUGGGCUCGGCCUGGUGGUACCAGUACUUCACCGAGCCCUGUAUGACCCUCGCCACCGGCGCACUGCUUUUGAUUCGCAGCAAGGGACAAGGGGUGCCCGGUCUGUCGGACGAGACCAACUGCUGGACGACGCUGAUGCACUUCACCCGCAUCAUCGACGAGUGCAUUCAGGAUCUCGAUGCUUCGACACGCGAUGCUGCCGCUUGCUUGCCAUCGCUGCUCACCUUCGCACAGGGAUGCCUCAAGCUGAUCAAGCAGCUGCGCAGUGCUGUACAGACCAGCUUUGACGCCUUUGUCCAAUCUCAGCCUGACUUGGUCAACUUGGCCAACCUGAAGGAUCUCGAAAUCGACCAGAACAUCAUCCCGCUCUUGCAUCCACGCUCGCGUCAGAAGAGCCCCGGAUCGGGAUCGCAAAAGCAUGCCCAUGCACAGAGCAGCGAAAGUAGCAGCAGCAGCAGCAGCAAUCACACGCCAAAGCAAGGGACGAAACGCAUUGCCGACGGUACAAAACGUGGUUCAGCGGCCAACCGCAGCCGUAAAAGCAUCGGCCACAAGGAGCAUGACGUCUCGCACGCGUUCCAGUCCAGCCAACCCGCGUUUGCAGAAUCGCUUUCCGUCUCGCCGCGGACGUCGAUCGCGUUGUCGGCCCAGCCGAGCAAUGCUACGUCCCUCUCUGGCUAUGCGUCGGCAUCCACCACAGCAUCCGGCCUGACGAGCUUCUCGCAGACGCACAACUCGGCAUCCGCAUCGCCAAGCCACACGUCGCCUCAGGGCCAACUGCCACCAGGCACGCUGAGCCUGUCCUUUGGUCCAGAGAUGGGCUUUCCCGGCCCUGCACAACCUGAUCUCCCGCAGGGCAGCGUCAAUGCUUCGGCUGUCUCAGCGCAGCAGCUGCAGCAGCCGAUCAUGGCCGCAGCUCCACCCUUUGGCGUGCCUGCUUUUGUGCCAGAAGGCCAUCUGCUGUCGCCAGCAGAACCGUUCGCCCUGCGCGACUUUUACUCGGAUGACGGCGUGCAGAGAGGCACGGGAGGCCGUGGGCUGGCCGAUUGGAUCGCGUCAGUGCAGAUGGAUGUCAUGCUGCCCAAUGGUCAGCAGUGA
Molecule: messenger RNA, 2724 nt
Organism: Kalmanozyma brasiliensis GHG001
Lineage: Eukaryota; Fungi; Basidiomycota; Ustilaginomycetes; Ustilaginales
Product: Zn(2)-C6 fungal-type DNA-binding domain protein
Exons: 3
Coding region: 1-2724 (907 amino acids)
Biological process (GO): regulation of DNA-templated transcription
Molecular function (GO): DNA-binding transcription factor activity, RNA polymerase II-specific; zinc ion binding
Source: RefSeq, a predicted model, not a curated record